AUGCUCAAUUUCCGACUUUCUGUGCUCUUGUUCAUCCACGCUAUAUAUGCAUUAACAGCAAAAUUUCUGGCCCUUUGGAGACGCCAGCACCAGAGGGAACCUCUUCCUCUGGAUGCACCUCGGAGCAAGAUCCCCCGGCAUCUUGCCAUCGUCUUUGACCUGGAUUCGACACGACACGACAAAAUCGAGGAGGAGUCUCUGUUUAAAUCAGUUUACAACAGCAUUGCCUGGUGCGAGGCCGCAGGGAUUGAGAAGUUGACAUUGUAUGACAACCAAGGUGUACUAAGGAACGGCUCAGCGCUGGUUCGCGACCACUUAUCCCAUCUACAUCCGGAGAUUGAUUCCAGUGAAUCCGAGCUGGAGUAUCCGCUAACACCACCUCACUCCGACGACUGCGAUUCACGUUCUAUUUCCCCAGACGUCGAUAUCAGGGUAGACCUCCACACGAUUACACUUAAUACGCGUCCACCGGUGCCCAGCAAACGGAGGAGUGUCGCUAGAAAGCGCCGUGGAAAAGACACUCCAAAAGGGCCCCCAUCUCUCCAGAUCAAAAUAAUAUCGCGCCAGUCCUCCAAGGGAACACUGGCUGCCGCUGCUCGCUCCAUGGCCGCGAGGCGUCACAAAUUACAAAGUAUUCUCCGGGACCCCACACCUCAAGACUUUUGCAUCUCCAUAGAAGACUUGAAUCUACUUUUAGAAGGCGAAGAAGGGUUCACAUCACCCGACUUGAUGCUUCUUCACUCAUUGAAACCUCCAAUCGCUCCAGUACCUCCACCGGAACUUCUGGGCUUCCCUCCCUGGCAAAUCAGACUGACAGAGAUCAGUUACUUCCCAACCCCCAUUCUUGGUCUUGGCCCUUGUUCCGGCGGUCCCCAGGCGCUGACGUUAGAUGAACGGACAUUUCGAGCAGCUUUGGACGAGUUCUCUGGAGCACAGAUGCGGCUCGGCAAGUGA
Messenger RNA from Pleurotus ostreatus (oyster mushroom), 954 nucleotides. RefSeq lists its product as uncharacterized. Bases 1 to 954 code for a protein of 317 amino acids. Gene Ontology annotation, cellular component: dehydrodolichyl diphosphate synthase complex; endoplasmic reticulum membrane. The record is from RefSeq and is a predicted model, not a curated record. The transcript has 5 exons. Gene Ontology annotation, molecular function: ditrans,polycis-polyprenyl diphosphate synthase [(2E,6E)-farnesyl diphosphate specific] activity. NCBI's taxonomy places the organism in Eukaryota, Fungi, Basidiomycota, Agaricomycetes, Agaricales, Pleurotaceae.